Zingiber officinale is the source of this 2263-nucleotide messenger RNA. Its product is annotated as pentatricopeptide repeat-containing protein At1g06143-like. The coding region runs from base 140 to 1801 and encodes 553 amino acids. The record is from RefSeq and is a predicted model, not a curated record. NCBI's taxonomy places the organism in Eukaryota, Viridiplantae, Streptophyta, Magnoliopsida, Zingiberales, Zingiberaceae. The transcript is spliced from 3 exons. Gene Ontology annotation, molecular function: RNA binding; protein binding. Gene Ontology annotation, biological process: RNA modification.
AUGCGGUUAAAGGAUCUGCCCUUCUCAAGAGUAACCUGCACCACCUUUAAUUGCUAAGUAAAAUGGAGAAGGAGUUUGUAUCUUUAUUAUGGCUCUUGCCUGCUAUAUAUAUUUAUUUUGAAGCAGUGACGUGAUAUUAAUGUCGGGGAAUGGCAGUGCCAUCCUCUUCUCCUCCCUAUUGCGUUGUUGCCGCUCGCUCGAAGUCCUCAAAUCCGUGCACGCCACCAUGAUCAAGAGCAACGCCCAUCAAGAUUCUUUCUUCGUCAACCAAUUCGUCAGCCAGUGUUCUCGUAUCCGCCAGGUGGGUUACGCCCUCCAAGUCUCCGCCCAAAUGGCUGAGCCAAACGUAUUCGUCUACAACGCUGUUUUCGGCGGCCUCGUUCAGGAGUUUGCGUCCCGCGAAUGCGUGGAGUUGUACGUUGGCAUGUUGAGAUCCAAUGUGUUGCCUGAUGGGUAUACUUUCUCCUACUUGGUCAAGGCGUGUGCUCAAUUGUCGGCUGUGGAGCUUGGAGCAGCAGUUCAUGCGCAGAUCGAGAAGUUGGGAUUCGGAAGGCAGAUCUUAGUCCGAACUGUGCUGACGGAUUUCUACUCCAGCAUUGGCUGGAUUGGGGAAGCAAGAAAAUUGUUUGAUGAAAUGUCUGACAGAGAUGUUGUUUCAUGGACGGCAAUGAUUCAUAGCCAUUCUUGCGUUGGGGAUAUGAUCUCAGCUAGGAGGCUCUUUGACGAAAUGCCUGAGAGAUCCGUUGUAUCGUGGAAUACCAUGAUUGCGGGAUAUGGAAGGUCUGGGGAUGUGGAAACUGCCAAUUCGCUAUUCAAUGAAAUGCCUGAGAAGAACUUGGUCUCUUGGACCACAAUGAUCUCUUGUUAUUCCCAGAACAAGCGGUACAAAGAGGCGAUCGAGUGCUUUGAAAGAAUGAAGGCUGCAGGUGUCAGCCCUGAUCAAGUGACUAUGACCACCGCUAUAUCCGCCUGUGCUCAUCUUGGGGCUCUUAAUGUGGGAAGAGAAUUGCAUCUGUAUUCUAUGUCCAACAAGUUGAAUUUCAGUGUUCAUUUGGGCUCUGCAUUAGUUGAUAUGUAUGCAAAGUGCGGGUGUUUAGAGAAAGCACUGAUUACUUUUUACAAGUUGGAAGAGAAGAACACGUUUUGUUGGAAUUGCAUCAUUGAAGGGCUCGCAAUUCAUGGCUAUGGCAGUGAUGCAAUAACUAUGUUCCGCAAGAUGAAUGAGGAAGGCAAAGCAAGGCCAAAUUUUGUCACUUUUGUCAGUGUCCUAAGUGCAUGUAAUCAUUCAGGGAUGAUUGAAGAGGGACGAAGGUUGUUCUCGAGCAUGAUAAAGGACUACUCAAUAUGUCCAGCGAUGGAACACUAUGGCUGCAUGGUGGAUCUUCUUAGUCGCGGUGGCCAUUUGGAAGAAGCAUUGAAUUUGAUGUCGACUAUGCCAAUGAAGCCCAAUGCAGUAAUGUGGCUGGCUUUAUUAUCUGGGUGUAGAAUCCACCGGAACAUGGAGCUCACUGAGAUUUCUGCCGAGAAACUACUUAGCCUAGAACCAAAUAACAGCUCACACUAUAUGCUUCUGAUCAACAUUUACACUGAAGGCAAAGCGUGGGAGAAAGUUGAGAGGGUGAGGGAAAUGAUGAAGGAGAAGGAAGUGCAGAAGAGGACUCCUGGAUGUAGCUGGAUUGAUAUCAAUGGGGUAGUUCGAGAAUUUGCUGCUGGCCAUAUGUUCCAGCUCUCAUCAGAGAUGUACUUUUUGCUGCUUCGCUUGGAUAGGCAACUGAAACUUGUUGGAUUUUCACCAGAAUAGAUGCAAAGAUGCAUGUUGUGUUUUGAUUCAUCUCCUAGUGGAAAACUAAUUUGCUCAAUUGAGGUUUAUGGGAAAGCAAGCUUGGCAUCCUCAUUUUUGUGUUCUUUAGCAAUAGCUACAAGUAGCCGCAGACUCCAGAUACAUAUGGCAUCUUCCAGCUUAAGCAUCGCGAUCUUCCACUAGACUCUAGAUACAAAAUAAGAUUGGGAGGCAUCGCCAUGUUUUCAUGCAAUUCAAUUGAAAGAAGAGCUAAAUUGAUUUGUCAACCCCUUGAUAAAGUUCAAGCUCAUCGGAAGAGGUGCAAUGGAUAUAUGACAAAUAGAGAAGCUUAACAGGCAUUGAAAGAAAAGAAAGUCUAACGGGAGUCGACAGAUGGAGAAAGUUUAAGUUCGGAUACUUAGUGGCAGAUGAGAAGUCCCAGAGUUAUGAUUCAUAUUCAACAAAAAAAGACCCAGAGGUAAA